ACGACAUUGUUAUUGUAAAUAUCAGCACAGCGGGAACCCUGGGGGCUGGCUGGACCGGCUUCCCUGCCUGCGUCUCCCCCACCCCCACUCCGCGGCCAGCCCUGGCCGGGUAUUCCCGGAACAGGCUGGACUGGCAGGCCGCGCCACCCCGGCUCCCUUGGGCUUCAGGGCCCCAGGUCCCUUUGCAGAGGGUGCAAGCCUGCGGCGGUAUUUGCGACCCUCCUCGGGCCUUUUAGCUGCGUUCUGCGAGCCACCUGGGUCCCCAGCACACCUGGGUCCCUCACACCUGUGUCCCUCUCACACCUGGACGCCCCCUCCGCCGGGUGCCGGCUACAGGCCAGAGUCGUGUGCGCGGGCAAGGCCCUGCGGCCCGAAGGGAGAUCGCUGCACGCGCUGGAGCAAAAUUGCCCUCCUGAUUCUAGAGCCUGCCAGGAUGGGGCCCCUGAGGCCUAGCCCAGGCCCUGGGCGGCAACGGUUGCUGCUGCCUCCCUUGUUACUGACACUGCUGCUUCUGCUGGCCGCAUCCCCAGGCCAUGCCACUCGGGUGGUGUACAAGGUGCUGGAGGAACAGCCACCCAACACCCUCAUUGGGAGCCUCGCAGCUGACUACGGUUUUCCAGAUAUGGGCCACCUGUACAAACUAGAGGUAGGCGCCCCGUACCUGCGGGUGGAUGGCAAGACGGGAGACAUCUUCACCACGGAGACCUCUAUCGACCGCGAGGGGCUCCGUGAAUGCCAGAACCAGCUCCCCGGUGAGCCCUGCAUCCUGGAGUUUGAGGUGUCUAUUACAGACCUCGUGCAGAAUGGCAGUCCCCGGCUGUUAGAGGGCCAGAUAGAGGUACAGGACAUCAAUGACAACACGCCCAACUUCGCCUCGCCAGUCAUCACGUUACCCAUCCCUGAGAACACCAACAUCGGCUCACUCUUCCCCAUCCCGGUGGCUUCUGACCGUGAUGCUGGCCCCAACGGUGUGGCGUCCUAUGAGCUGCAGGCCGGGCCCGAGGCCCAGGAGCUAUUUGGGCUUCAGGUGGCAGAGGACCAGGAGGGGAAGCAGCCACAGCUCAUCGUGAUGGGCAACCUGGACCGGGAGCGCUGGGAUUCCUAUGACCUCACCAUCAAGGUGCAGGAUGGUGGCAGCCCCCCACGUGCCAGCAGUGCCCUGCUUCGAGUCACUGUGCUUGACACCAAUGACAACGCCCCCAAGUUCGAGCGGCCCUCCUAUGAGGCUGAGCUGUCUGAGAACAGCCCCAUAGGCCACUCAGUCAUCCAGGUGAAAGCCAAUGACUCGGACCAAGGUGCCAAUGCGGAGAUUGACUACACAUUCCACCAGGCGCCUGAAGUGGUGAGGCGUCUUCUGCGACUGGACAGGAACACUGGACUUAUUACUGUGCAGGGCCCCGUGGAUCGUGAAGAUGUAAGUACCCUGCGCUUCUCAGUGCUCGCCAAGGACCGAGGCACCAACCCCAAGAGUGCCCGCGCCCAAGUGGUGGUGACUGUGAAGGACAUGAACGACAAUGCCCCCACCAUUGAGAUCCGGGGCAUAGGGUUGGUGACCCAUCAAGACGGGAUGGCGAACAUCUCAGAAGAUGUGGCAGAGGAGACAGCUGUAGCCCUGGUACAGGUAUCUGACCGAGAUGAGGGAGAGAAUGCAGCUGUCACCUGUGUGGUGGCAGGUGACGUGCCCUUCCAGCUACGCCAGGCCAGUGAGACGGGAAGUGACAGCAAAAAGAAGUACUUCCUGCAGACCACCACCCCACUCGACUACGAGAAGGUCAAAGACUACACCAUAGAGAUUGUGGCCGUGGACUCUGGCAACCCCCCACUCUCUAGUACCAACUCCCUCAAGGUACAGGUGGUAGACGUCAAUGACAAUGCACCUGUCUUCACCCAGAGCGUCACUGAGGUUGCCUUCCCAGAAAACAACAAGCCAGGUGAAGUGGUCACCGAAGUCACUGCCAGUGAUGCUGACUCGGGCUCUAAUGCUGAGCUGGUUUACUCUCUGGAGCCUGAGCCAGCCGCCAAGGGCCUCUUCACCAUCUCACCUGAGACUGGAGAGAUCCGGGUGAAGACAUCCCUUGAUCGGGAACAGCGGGACAGUUAUGAGUUAAAGGUGGUGGCAGCCGACCGGGGCAGCCCCAGCCUGCAGGGCACAGCCACCGUCCUUGUCAACGUGCUGGACUGCAAUGACAAUGACCCCAAGUUUAUGCUGAGUGGCUACAACUUCUCAGUGAUGGAGAACAUGCCGGCACUGAGUCCAGUGGGCAUGGUGACCGUCAUUGAUGGGGAUAAGGGGGAGAAUGCCCGGGUACAGCUCACAGUGGAGCAGGACAAUGGUGACUUUGUUAUUCAGAAUGGCACGGGCACGAUUCUCUCCAGCCUGAGCUUUGAUCGGGAACAGCAAAGCACCUAUACAUUCCAGCUGAAGGCGGUGGAUGGCGGUGUCCCACCUCGCUCAGCUUAUGUUGGUGUCACCAUCAACGUGCUGGAUGAGAAUGACAAUGCGCCUUUUAUCACCGCCCCUUCCAACACCUCCCACCGGCUGUUGACCCCCCAGACCCGUCUUGGUGAGACGGUCAGCCAGGUGACAGCUGAGGACAUUGACUCUGGUGUCAAUGCUGAGUUGACCUAUAGCAUUGCUGGUGGCAACCCUUACGGACUCUUCCAGAUCGGGUCACAUUCAGGUGCCAUCACCCUCGAGAAGGAGAUUGAGCGGCGCCACCACGGGCUGCACCGCCUAGUGGUAAAGGUCAGUGACCGUGGCAAGCCCCCACGCUAUGGCACGGCCUUGGUCCACCUUUAUGUCAACGAGACCCUGGCCAACCGCACCCUGCUAGAGACCCUGCUGGGCCACAGCCUGGACACGCCACUGGACAUCGACAUUGCUGGGGAUCCAGAAUACGAGCGCUCCAAGCAGCGUGGCAACAUCCUCUUUGGUGUGGUGGCUGGUGUUGUGGCUGUGGCCUUGCUCAUUGCCCUGGCAGUGCUCGUGCGCUACUGCCGGCAGCGGGAAGCCAAGAGUGGCUACCAGGCCGGUAAGAAGGAGACCAAGGACCUGUAUGCCCCCAAGCCCAGCAGCAAAGCCUCCAAGGGAAACAAAAGCAAAGGCAAGAAGAGCAAGUCCCCAAAGCCUGUGAAGCCAGUGGAAGAUGAGGACGAGGCCGGGCUGCAGAAAUCUCUCAAGUUCAACCUGAUGAGCGACGCCCCUGGGGACAGCCCCCGCAUCCACCUGCCCCUCAACUAUCCACCGGGCAGCCCUGACCUGGGCCGCCACUACCGCUCUAACUCCCCACUGCCUUCCAUCCAGCUGCAGCCCCAGUCACCCUCGGCCUCCAAGAAGCACCAGGUGGUGCAGGACCUGCCACCCGCAAACACAUUCGUGGGCACAGGUGACACCACGUCCACAGGCUCUGAGCAGUACUCCGACUACAGCUACCGCACCAACCCCCCCAAAUACCCCAGCAAGCAGUUACCUCACCGCCGCGUCACAUUCUCCGCCACCAGUCAGGCCCAGGAGCUGCAGGACCCGUCCCAGCACAGUUACUAUGACAGUGGCCUGGAGGAGUCUGAGACGCCGUCCAGCAAGUCGUCCUCGGGACCCCGGCUCGGCCCCCUGGCCCUGCCCGAGGACCACUACGAGCGCACGACGCCCGAUGGCAGCAUAGGAGAGAUGGAGCACCCUGAGAACGACCUGCGCCCUUUGCCUGAUGUUGCCAUGACAGGCACAUGUACCCAGGAGUGCAGUGAGUUUGGCCACUCCGACACGUGCUGGAUGCCUGGCCAGUCGUCUCCCAGCCGCCGGACCAAGAGCAGCGCCCUCAAACUCUCCACCUUCGUGCCUUACCAGGACCGAGGAGGGCAGGAGCCUGUGGGCGCCGGCAGCCCCAGCCCCCCGGAAGACCGGAACACCAAAACGGCCCCCGUGCGCCUCCUGCCCUCCUACAGUGCCUUCUCCCACAGUAGCCAUGAUUCCUGCAAGGACUCGGCCACCUUGGAGGAAAUCCCCCUGACCCAGACCUCGGACUUCCCACCUGCAGCCACACCGGCAUCUGCCCAGACAGCCAAGCGCGAGAUCUACCUGUGAGCCCCCUUCUGGCCUGUGGCCAUGCCCCUCCCCCAGCCACCGGCCAGCUCCCAGAUGGGCCCAUUCCAGGGCCCUGCUCCUGACCCCUCCAGCGUGGACUUCCUGGCCAGGGCCCUACGUGGGGGUGAGUACUGGCCUCAUGACCACGCAGGCCCUUCCCCCAUGCAGGGUCCAGGUCCUUUCUCCUCACUUCAUCCCCCAGCCCCUGGGAGCCCUUCUUCCCCUUUAUGGGGCUCCCCCCAGCUGGUGCCCAAGAGGGCUCCUCUACAAUGUCUAGGCUCCCUUCUCUCAACUUCCAGGGAGCACCCCCUCACUUCGGGCAGAUGGUGGAGUCAAGGGUGGGCAACACACUUUUAACUCAUUGUUUCUCGCAUGGCCGACUAGGGUGGAGACAGGAUGUCCCCAUUCCGGCCCUGCUUCAGGGCUGAACUGGGGAGCCCCUCUCCCUGGGAACUCCCAGAGGAAACUCUUGACCCCCAGGGGCUCCCUGAAGGGCUUUUGUUACCAAAGGUGGGGUGGGGAUGGGGGUGGGAGUGGGGCGGAGGCCUUGUCUUCCUAUACUGCUCCUGGGCUGGCCCACCUGCCUGCCACAUGCCCAUGCCUGAUCCCAUCUGGGCACCCCCCUUCCCUACUGGUCAUGCAGUGUCUGUAUAUAAGGACCUUGGAAUGAUGUCCCCAUUUCUGCCUGAUUUGCAACUUUUCUUGUUGAUGUUGUGUUGUCUUGGGGGACCCCUCGGAGGGGGGGCUGCCCUGUGCCCCCUCCUCCCUGCCGCAGUGCCCCCCACCCCAGGCCUCUACUGUUCCAUGUUGUAAAUACCCCUGGGGCCGUAGUGGGAUGGGGGUGCAGGCCAGGGAAACAGUGGGUGGGUGGGGGUGGGAAUGGGGGUAACAUUCGCCUAUCAGCAGAGCUGGGCUUUUAUUUAAUUUUUUUUAAAAAUACAAAUCUCUAUUUUUUUGGAACUGUUGCGCUGUGCCCUGGGGGGGGGAUCCCUGCUCAGGCUGGCCCCCCCACAUCCAGAUGAGCAUCACAGAGGGGCCCUGAGGCUGUGGGGGGCAGCUGGACAGGGGUGGGAUGACUGUGCCUCUGGCCUGGUUGGGUGAGUUGGGAGCAGGAAGGUUUGCUCAAGGGGUGGCUGGUCGCUGCCCCCAGCAGGGGGAACCUGCACCCUGCCCCCUCCCUGCCCCCCAACCCCCAGCCCCUGCCAUGACUGACCCGUCAGCCUGUAAAACCACCAUUGCCUUGAUCUCAGGGGGUGGGAAGGGCUGCCUCAGGGCACCCUGGGCUCCAGGCCCCCUUCUUCCAGUUGGGCUUCCCUUUGCCAGGGUCAGGGGUCCCAUGGGGGAGGGGGUGGGGAGAUUGGGGGGCAGAGAAGCCCAGUCAGCCAUGAUGAGGUGGGAUUCCUUUCUGCACCUCAGGGGGCCAGGGUGUGAGGGGCAUCCUGCAGAGCCCCCAUCUCCCACUGUGGCCAUCUCAAAGCCUCAGUCCCUCUCCCUUCCAGAAACCCCCACUGCCUUGGCCCAUACCUCUCCAGCUCCCCAGGGGCCCAGGCUGGGAGGCUGGAGACUCAGGGUAUGGCCUUUGCUUGACUUAGUCUAAGCUUGGGGGGCAGCCCAAGGGUGGGAGGGGGUGGUUACAGGCUGCUGGGUCGUCUGGUGCCUUUGGGAGCUGUGCUGCUGGGGUCUUGACUCCUGUAACCCCAGAGACCCCAUCUCCACCUUAGAAAAGCCAGGGGCCUGAAGAAUCACCCUAUUCUCUGCUCCUUGCCCCUAACUUGGCUUGGGGUAACAGUGCUGGGAAGGAGAGCAUUGUUAGGCUGGUGGCCUCAGCAUACACAGCCCUUCUAUUGAGGGAAGAGGGUAGAGUGGGCUGGGGUGGCAGCAACCAGGUCUGGGGGUUGGCCAAAGGCUCCUUUCCCUGGGGGAGGCCCAGAAGUGGGCUGGGGGCUUAUUAAAGAGACAGCCCCUUUCCCCUGCACAAACAGGGCAGGUGCAAUAGUGGUGGAGUUGGUAACAUGAGGUGCCCAGCUGGUGGGGCAGUAGCCUCAAGGGCUGUCCUGGGUCCUGGAGGUCAGGAUUCUGGCAAGAAGAUUGUAUGAGGCCCAUUUGCUUGGUGGAGAGGGUGGUCCAGACAGGAGGCAUUCCUGGAGUCAAUGGACUCCCCUGGAAGCCCCUGGUGGCCUGGGCACCUUGCCCUGGUUUUGGAGACCCCUGAGCACUGAGUGGAAGGGCAGAGGAGCAUUUUGCACAAUGGAAAAGCCAGAAGGAAGGGGGUAGCCCAGAUGGCUGGGAGGGCUGAGAAGCACAGAGGGGGAGCCCUUCCCAUAGGCCAAGGCAGAGUCCUGGCCCCCUGGUUGGGGUCGGGGUGCUGAGUCUUUCACCACCUGGGCACUCGAGAGGUGAAACCAAAGGUGGGCAGGGGAUGGGUGACAGCACUGGGGAUCACCCCCAUUGGUCCUAGGUCUGUGAAACCCUUCCCCAAUGCCUUGUGUCGCGUACAGUUUUAUGUACAAAUAGGCGACAUUUGGCCAGAGGAGACCCCCUCAAACCCAGCCUGACCCAGUCAGUGUCUUCCUAGAGGGGACCUAGUUGGUCCCCAACCCCCUACUUCAGAGCAUGUCUCUUGGUAGGGGGAGGGUAUAUGGGACCUCUCCUGGGGUCCCUGAAGCGUGUCUCACAUCCCUGGGGGAGGGUCUCUGGGGCAUCUCUCACCUCUGGGGGCUCCCUAGGCCCUAUCUCUCCCUUUGGGAGUCUCUGGAGGGACAUGUAUUCCCUCUGGGGACCAUGGGAGCAUGUCUCCCCCCUACCCAGGCUCUCUGGGGAGCCUGUUUUCCUCCCAGGGUUCCUGGGAGUACUUAAGGCAUGUCAGUCUUGGGCCAUCUCUCUUCCCAGGGAAGGGGGCUAUCUCUGCAGCAUGUCUGGGAAGGGAUGUUUCUGGCCCUCCCUGUAUCUCUCCUCUGGGGGUGUCUCUGACCUGCAGCACUUUGGGAAGAGACUGGGCAGCUCUGAGUUGUCUUUUCUCCUGGAGGCUCUGGGAUACCUCUCUCUCCUGAGGACCCGGCCUCUGGAGCCAUUUCUUCCCUGGGUGUGGGCUGUCUCCUGGUGUUGGAGGGCUUUUGUUGGCCAUGAGAAAGUCUCUUAGGGGGCGUCUCCAUGCGGGACUUCUCUGGGAGGGGGGACUGUGUCUCGCCCAUGGGGUUCCCAGGCGGGUGUGUCUGCCCGUGGGGAGAGGGAGACUGUGUCUCCUCGGGUUAUCUGAGUGGGGAGGGGGGCCGUGUCUCUCUCGUGUGUUGGGGGGUGGGGUUCGGGGAGGGGGGUUUUGGGCUCAUCGGGUGCCCACACUGGGGUCGUGUUUCUCUUGGUUCGUGCCACUUCCCACCGCCUCGCUCCUCCCGGGAAGGGCCCCCGCCCCGCCCUCACUCGCCUCCCAUCCCUGGCGCUGCGAGCACAAUCCCGUUGAUUUGUAAUGAUUUCUGUCUCUUUCUGUCUUUCUCUUUCUCUGACCCCCCCCCUCCCCCGCCGCGAGCAUGCGCAGGCACCGCCCCUACCCCCUCCGGUUCGGUUCGUUUCCGGUUUGUUUGCUGAGCUGUCAAUGGAAGACCCGUGUAAUUAUUCCCGAGCUUUACAAUAAAAGUGUGAAAACCGGA
Felis catus (domestic cat) is the source of this 7725-nucleotide messenger RNA. RefSeq names its product protocadherin 1 (gene PCDH1). NCBI's taxonomy places the organism in Eukaryota, Metazoa, Chordata, Mammalia, Carnivora, Felidae. The record is from RefSeq and is a predicted model, not a curated record. The coding region runs from base 434 to 4081 and encodes 1215 amino acids. Gene Ontology annotation, molecular function: calcium ion binding. Gene Ontology annotation, cellular component: plasma membrane. Gene Ontology annotation, biological process: homophilic cell-cell adhesion. The transcript is spliced from 5 exons.